Messenger RNA from Malurus melanocephalus (red-backed fairy wren), 1088 nucleotides. It is a transcript of the gene HOPX, whose product is annotated as HOP homeobox. NCBI's taxonomy places the organism in Eukaryota, Metazoa, Chordata, Aves, Passeriformes, Maluridae. Bases 1 to 804 code for a protein of 267 amino acids. Gene Ontology annotation, molecular function: DNA binding. Gene Ontology annotation, biological process: regulation of transcription by RNA polymerase II; cell differentiation. Gene Ontology annotation, cellular component: nucleus. The transcript has 4 exons. The record is from RefSeq and is a predicted model, not a curated record.
AUGGGGCAGAUGAGUAGCAAUACCCCUGAGAGCUCCCCCAAGAUCAUGUCACUAUGCAAAGCCAGCCCUGCACAGCAGCGAGCGCUGCCAGGCUCCAUCACCCCGGAGCGCGGUUCCUUGCAGCGGGGGAGCGGAGCAGCCCGGCCGGGAGGGACAGGCGGGCUCGGCUGCGGCUCGGCUCAACGAAGCGCGGUUUCCGCCGCACCCCGCCUGCACCCUUCCUGUACCCCCGCAGGAAGCAGCCCCGGCAGCCCCGUCCGUGGGGCCCGAGCGUGGCAGAAGGGACGGGACGGGACGGGACGGGAUAGCUGCCGGGCCACCGGGAGCCCGCGGCGCUCUCGCACAGCCCGCGCUGAGCGCUGCCAAGGGCAGCGGGUGCCAAACCUGAAUUACCAGCCCGGAGAGUGGCUGUGCAUCCCGGCAGCUCCUGUGAUUUGCGGCAGGUUUUUCAGGUCCCCGCCUGUCACACGCACACGCAGAUAUUUAAGCAGUCACCCGAGGACCUGCGGGGUUCUUGUUUUACACACUUCGGGUUCCUUGCCAGCUGCAGUGCCUGGCCCCAUAGCCCUGCCCCAGGAGGAGAUAGCCAUGGAAAAGCCAGUGAUUCCCACUGAGGAGCAGCUGGAGAUCCUGGAGCACCACUUCUGCAAGGUGAACAAGCAUCCUGACCCCACCACGCUGUGCCUCAUCGCAGCUGAGACCGGGCUGUCCGAGGAGCAGACCCUGAAAUGGUUCAAGCAGCGCCUGGCAGAGUGGAGGAAGUCUGAAGGGCUGCCCUCAGAAAGYGGGUCUGUCAGGGACUAGAGGAUGCUGCUCCAAUUCCCUCACCUCUUAUAAAGGAUGGUGAAGUUCUUCAGAAUGGGUUUCCUUGGGGUUCUUCUGUUGCAAUAGGUUGUGCGAUACAAAGUAAUACUCUGCUAUUUAAUGUUUUAUUUAACAUGUACAUAAUCAGAAAAAAAACCCCAUUUUAUAUAUAUAUAAACAAGUGUGUGUAUACGUUUGAUGGCUGAUAACCUGUCUAGUGAUUCCAAUCUAUUAACAGCAGCUGCACAAGGAAAGGCCAUUUAAUACCCUUGUCCCAGGCUUGC